Durusdinium trenchii is the source of this 1394-nucleotide messenger RNA. The record is from the annotation of a GenBank genome assembly. Lineage: Eukaryota; Dinophyceae; Suessiales; Symbiodiniaceae.
GUUCGCAGUAAUUCACACAAAGCCCGGGACCACCCAUGGGUACUGCGUCAUCUUGGGUGACCAGGACUUGCGAAGAUUCCUGCUGGAGUGGACUGGUCCAUUGGUUCCAGGUCCCACUCACCAAAGGCGACUUGGUCGUGAGUGGCUUCCCACGUCGAAGCAAUGGCAGCGCCAACGGUGUGUAUGCAAUAAGAGGAGAGCACCAUGGCCGUCCCGUUUUCGAACGGCUCGGCGGUGCAGGACCGUUCAUCUAUUUCUGGGAUGAUCGAGAUGGUGCAACCUGGUGCGGCUGGUGGCUUGGCCCCAUUGUUGGUGGCGCAGAAGUCUGGGGCUACAAUGCAGAGAACGCCCAUCUUCCUCCCUCACAAGGGUGGCGAUCUCCCUGGCAUGGACUGGAAAAUCCUCAGAUUCGAAUGUCGGUCCCUGCACGAACUGCCCUACAGCUUGAGGUUCAUCCAAAGAAGCAAGAGGUUGUGCCAAGCUGGCUGCAAGAGCCAGGAGACUGUGAGGCCUUAACAGAAGAUCCACAGCUCCUGCAGUGCUGCUGUAUUUGCUUGGAACCAUUGUGGGAUGCGGAGCCCAGUGUUUUCCUGAUGAACCUCGAGAGACUGUGCCCCCACUACUUUUGCAGCCAAUGUGCCAAGAGGAUUGUGGUGGAGCAAACGAGCUUGGGUCUACAAAACUUCAAGGAGGACAUGCGUAUUGCCUCCGUUGAUGGUCUGUCCUCUGUUCUUGACUCGCAGGGAACCCGGCUGGGCGAUUUGGUAUGGUGCGAGAAUGGCGCGCGUUUGACAGAUGGAGAGCUUUAUUUAGUGCUGUCACAGCUUGAGAGAUUGGUGGAAUUGGAGGUGGGCAUGGAGUUCCGACGCACUGAGGAGCAAGCUUUGGUUCUACAAGAAGGUGUUCUUUUCGGAUGCCUUUUGCAGCACGGUCGUUCUUUGAGGCGUAUUACUGCAGAGGAGCUGUCAAUAGAAGGCCUAGAUCGUGCAGUCGUUGAGCCUGGCACGGUGGAGCCCUUGCGACGGAGGUUUGUGGUUCUCCGGGGUGGAGAAGUCAGUUGCUGGUCUUGCGGCACCUGUUCCUUGGAGAAUACUUCCAGUGACUUCCGGUGCAAGCUUUGUGGUUCCCCGCCAACGUGCCCACAGGAGAUGCCCAAGGAACGAGCUUUGGGCCCUCACGGUGUGGCGGCCUUGAGGACACGCUUCGCCCUGCGCCCACAGCUCCAUUGGGCAGUGAAGCUUCAGUGUCCGCUCUGGGUGAUGAGUUGUCCAAUUUUGCUUGUGAAAUUUACCUUUCACAACAUUCCACAACCUUAUUCCAAGUUUAUUUGCGCAAUGGCAUGUAGUCAGAUGUGGCCAGCCCUUAUUUCGUCAGGGGAAGCACAUGUUUGUCCA